AUGUCGAACAAGCCGAUCUUUGUAGCUACCCAUCCACGGGCAUGCUCGACGGCAUUUGAGCGGGUCUUCAUGACCCGCAGAGAUACCCUCCAAUGCGUCCACGAACCUUUUGGCGACGCCUUUUAUUUUGGCCCUGAGAGGCUCGGCGAUAGAUACGAGAAAGAUGAGACGGCUAGACUAGACAGUGGCUUUAGCGAGAGCACGUUCAAGACAAUUCUUGAGAGGAUUGAUAGUGAGAACACCGAGGGCAAGCGUAUUUUCAUCAAGGACAUCACCUACUACCUUGUCCCUCCCAACGGAAAGCCCGCUUCCAUCGCGCCUUCUUUGGUCAGCUACAAACGCGGUGUCGGUACCAACGGUGACUCGAAAUCAGGUUUGGCCACCUCCGCUCCGGUCUCGGGCACCGCCGAGCCAGUGAAGGAGAACGGUGUCUCCAAUGGCACCAAGUCAAGCCCACCCCAUCCCUAUCCCACCGUGGCGGAGCCAGGCAACCCGACUGUCGUCCCGGAGGCGCUUCUCCGCCAGUUCCACUUUACCUUCCUGAUCCGCCACCCUAGGAACAGCAUCCCGUCUUACUACCGCUGCACCAUCCCGCCUCUAGAUGAGAUGACCGGCUUCUACAACUUCGAUCCCUCUGAGGCCGGCUACGACGAGCUCCGCCGCGUGUUCGACUACCUCCGUAGCAUCGGCCACAUCGGGCCGCACAUGGCGGGCGAUCAGGGCGAUCAUAGCAAUGGCAUCAACGGCGUCAACGGCGUCGAGGACGGAGCCCAUGACGCCAUCGAGAUCUGCGUCAUCGACGCCGACGACCUCCUCGACGAUCCUGCCGCCGUCAUCGAGGCCUACUGCAAGAGCGUCGGCAUUGACUACUCACCCGAGAUGCUCUCCUGGGACAAUGAAGAAGACCACCAUGCAGCCAGGGAGGCAUUCGAGAAAUGGAAGGGCUUCCACGAGGACGCCAUCCAUUCCACGGACUUGAAGCCCAGGAAGCAUAAGAAAGUCCCGAAACCGGAUGACCAGCUGUACGCGGAGUGGGUCGAGAAGUAUGGUGAGAAAGGCGCCAAUGUCAUCAGGGAUACUGUUGCGAAGAACGUGGAGGAUUAUGAGUACUUGAAGCAGUUCGCUAUCAGGGUUUAG
This is a messenger RNA of Coniosporium apollinis CBS 100218, 1137 nucleotides long. RefSeq lists its product as uncharacterized. The record is from RefSeq and is a predicted model, not a curated record. The transcript has 4 exons. Bases 1 to 1137 code for a protein of 378 amino acids. NCBI's taxonomy places the organism in Eukaryota, Fungi, Ascomycota, Dothideomycetes.